GAUAAAUAAAAUAUUGCAAAUAAACGCGUAUGUUUUCAGACAACAAAGCAGAAAGCACGUCGUUAGAACAUGUAAACUAAAAAGCUGUUAGGGCAUGUACAGCGCGGCAUUUAAUUAGCCGUCUCUAAGAGCUAUCAUUAAAGAGAAUAAUCCUACAUGGACAGCAAUUAGGGAAGAGAAAGAGUGCAGUCGUCAUUUCUUGAGGCGACGGCUUCGUCCCGUGCUCCAAGAACAAAGCGACGGACAAAGCAACGGCUAUAGAGCGAGUCGACGGCGACGGCGGAUUAGCUACGCGCGGGAGCUUUUGGCGGGCGGCAUGGAUGAAUUUGCUCCUGCGCGCGCCAUUUUUUCUCCUCCCCAUAUAGCUUCUCUCGUUGUUUCAGUUCAAUCUUGAAUUUUUUCCCCAAUCUAACAGAUGGAGUCCGAUGGGGAUGGUGUGUUGCCUCCAGCCAUCUUCGUCUUCGAUGCGACGCAGGCGCAGCGACUCCUUGUGGCAGCAGUAAGCAGGGGCGACUGCAGGUGGGGAUUCUUCCCAAGCUGGAGCUGGACAAGCAGGUACGGGGUUGUGUGCAGGCCAGAGGACGGGCAGUACGGCGUCGCGGACAGGCCAAACAGCGGGCAACGUGGCGUCGCGGACAGGCCAGACGGCGAGCAAUGCGGCGUCGCGGACAAGCCAGAAGGCGGGCAGCGCGGCGUCGCGGACAAGCACGACGGUGGCGGCGCGGCUGCAGUGGAUAGGCCAAACAGCAGCGGCAGGACUUCCUCGGACAGGCCAGGCAUCGGUGGCAUCGGUCCUGUUUGGAAGACCACCACUGCAGGCUGGGCAAGCAGCAGCAGCCAUUGAUUCUACACGAACACUUGGGCUGAAGAGAAGAGCUGCAGCUAUGGCUUCCUCCGAUAUUGCAUCCAAUCCUGGUUCAUCUUCUCCAGUCACUCCAUAAUCUGAUCCAACAACUUGGUAACUGCUCGAUUCAUCACUUUGUUUAGCUUGUGGUUUGCAUAUAUGUCUUGUUACACGAACCAUGUAGUAGUUGCUUAUUCAACUAUAAUUUAUUUGCAGAUUAAACUGUAACUAACAGGGGUGAUGUCCUUCCUUUUUCUUAGUAAGUUCAUGAUGUUGUUCGAUCCAUGCUUUCAGGGAUAACAAUCCACACCCCCCAGGUGGAUUUAUGAACCUAGUGAACAACCCAUCAUCGCAGAAUUUCCAUUUUGUUGGCAUGAGGACAUGUACUUCGACUGCAGAAGCAAACCAGAAUCAAAUUGAUGUGGACAGCGAGGAUGAAGCUGUUCGAACUGAGAAACAGAUCCUUUGGACGCAAGAAGAUGUUAGGCUGAUGAGUGCUUGUGUUAUCCUUCACAAUGGAACAUAAUGCAAGCUUGUGUUAUCCUUCACAACAUGAUUGUUGAAGAUGAAAAGGAAGCAGUUAAAAUUCCGACCCUUGCUUCGUUGAAGUGCUACAAAUGAAUUCUGCUAUCCGUGCUCGCUCGACUCACACUCAACUGAAGAGAGAUUUAGUUGCAAAUAUUGUACACAAAUUUGGAAACCGUCAAAAUAGGUCUACAUAGAGUUAUCAUGCCAUUUACUAUUUAUAUCAAUUAUGUUAUAUCUUUUAAUUACAAAUGAUAAUAUAUAUAUAUUUUAAAUUUUUUCUUUUAUUCCCAAUUCAUUUAUUUUAUUGUAGUUCAUGAAUAAGAAACACAAUAGUAACAAAGACAGUUUAUACAUGGGAUCUUUUAUAGCAAUAAAAGACAUUAUACAAAUUUAAAACUAUGUAGACAGUGUAAACAGACAACCCACUGUAUGAACUGUCUAUUAUGUUGUCUAUAUGCGUACUUCUAAGCGCUUACAGACGGCAGCUGUCUAAGCACUGUACAUGCCCUUAUGGCCUUAUGGGCACCAGGCCCAC
Zea mays is the source of this 1907-nucleotide messenger RNA. RefSeq lists its product as uncharacterized. Lineage: Eukaryota; Viridiplantae; Streptophyta; Magnoliopsida; Poales; Poaceae. The transcript has 2 exons. The coding region runs from base 416 to 844 and encodes 142 amino acids. The record is from RefSeq and is a predicted model, not a curated record.